This is a messenger RNA of Peronospora matthiolae, 180 nucleotides long. NCBI's taxonomy places the organism in Eukaryota, Oomycota, Peronosporomycetes, Peronosporales, Peronosporaceae. The record is from the annotation of a GenBank genome assembly.
AUGGCGGCAAUGAACAAGCCGACAUUCAUGGCUAUCAAGACGCAUUCUCCUGACAAGCCUGUGCUUCUCUUUGUGUCUUUUAAGGCUCAAACUAAUUUGGCAGCGCUGGACUUGAUCCAGUUCUGCGUUACGUUGGAUGAGAAUGGUGAUGGCAGCAAGCGUUUCCUGGAAAAUAAAUGA